Messenger RNA from Myotis brandtii (Brandt's bat), 1162 nucleotides. RefSeq names its product nucleotide binding protein-like (gene NUBPL). Gene Ontology annotation, molecular function: ATP binding; ATP-dependent FeS chaperone activity; 4 iron, 4 sulfur cluster binding. The coding region runs from base 126 to 908 and encodes 260 amino acids. The transcript has 10 exons. Gene Ontology annotation, cellular component: mitochondrion. NCBI's taxonomy places the organism in Eukaryota, Metazoa, Chordata, Mammalia, Chiroptera, Vespertilionidae. The record is from RefSeq and is a predicted model, not a curated record. Gene Ontology annotation, biological process: mitochondrial respiratory chain complex I assembly; iron-sulfur cluster assembly.
GCCCGCUGGCCGCUCAGUGAGACCCCGCGGCUGGACGGCCCCACUUUCCAUGCAGGUCCCCGUAGGAUGAGGCCGAGUUAUCUGGCGCUGAAAACGAGACCCUAAAACAAAGAAGAACACAAAUCAUGUCCCGAGGACUUCCAAAGCAGAAACCAAUAGAAGGUGUUAAACAAGUUAUAGUUGUGGCUUCUGGAAAGGGUGGAGUUGGAAAGUCUACAACAGCAGUUAACCUUGCACUUGCACUAGCAGCGAAUGAUUCGUCAAAGGAGAUUGGUUUGUUAGAUGUAGAUGUAUAUGGCCCAUCAAUUCCAAAGAUGAUGAAUCUGAAAGGAAAUCCAGAAUUAUCACAGAACAACCUAAUGAAGCCUCUUUUGAAUUAUGGUAUUGCUUGUAUGUCCAUGGGCUUCCUGGUUGAAGAGACUGCACCAGUUGUUUGGAGAGGCCUUAUGGUAAUGUCAGCCAUUGAAAAACUGUUGAGGCAGGUAGAUUGGGGUCACCUGGACUAUUUAGUUGUUGACAUGCCACCAGGAACUGGAGAUGUGCAGUUAUCAGUCUCACAGAAUAUUCCCAUUUCAGGCGCUGUGAUUGUCUCCACGCCCCAGGACAUUGCAUUGAUGGAUGCACACAAGGGUGCUGAGAUGUUUCGAAAAGUUCACGUGCCCGUUCUGGGCCUUGUUCAAAAUAUGAGUGUUUUCCAGUGUCCAAAAUGUAAACACAAGACUCAUAUUUUUGGUGCUGAUGGUGCAAGGAAACUAGCACAGAUCCUUGAUCUUGAUAUUCUAGGAGAUAUUCCUUUACAUCUUAAUAUAAGGGAAGCUUCAGAUACAGGCCAGCCGAUUGUAUUCUCACAGCCUGAAAGUGAUGAGGUAAGUGAUCUUUUAAAAAAAUGUAUUUUCAUUUCUCUUUAGAUGAUAUGUACUUUUUGUUAUGUAGAAAGAAGGUUGGGAAGAUCAAGUUUAUCUAUCUGCAAUGCAUAUAUUGAACAAAAAUUGAUAACUAUCCACAGCAAUUUAAGUUACUAUUUUGUGUGGUAGGCGUAUCAGUGCUGGCCCUAACUUAUCAACUGACCAAGUUCUUCACCUACAAAGAGUCAUCACCAACCAGUUAUCUCAUGAAGAACAUGCACAGCAAGAGUUUGCAGAGUUCUUAUCUUGCUGGCUAU